Adelges cooleyi (spruce gall adelgid) is the source of this 3769-nucleotide messenger RNA. RefSeq names its product adenylate cyclase type 2 (gene Adcy2). The record is from RefSeq and is a predicted model, not a curated record. Gene Ontology annotation, molecular function: adenylate cyclase activity. Gene Ontology annotation, biological process: cAMP biosynthetic process; intracellular signal transduction; adenylate cyclase-inhibiting G protein-coupled receptor signaling pathway. The transcript is spliced from 20 exons. Gene Ontology annotation, cellular component: plasma membrane. NCBI's taxonomy places the organism in Eukaryota, Metazoa, Arthropoda, Insecta, Hemiptera, Adelgidae. Bases 266 to 3388 code for a protein of 1040 amino acids.
GCGGUCCCAUGCCGUCGUUACCGUAUCCGCAAACAAACGGUGCGCGAUGAUUCGAAUCGUACGGAUGGCGGUCGUACACGAGUUGACGUUUUGAUCGACAAAAAGGGGGCGAAAAAUACCCGAUAAUUUAUUAUCGAUUUGAAAAAUUUUAUUGCAACUUGUUUGUUACCCUAGUAAAUUAAUUUUAACAAUUCCCGCGGAUAACAGACAGCGGCGACGGCGGUUCACGUGAGGCACCGGAUGGAGAAAAAAUCACAUUAGAAAUAUGGACUUGGAAGAACUUUACCACAAAUAUCGCAUUCGCCUGAAACAGUCUUUGUUUACAACAUUCAUAGCUGUUGGAUUCGCCGUUUGCACAAUCGCUCUGACAUUACUAUUAUGUUUUUAUACCAGAGCUACCGGAGCCGAAGUAUCCCUGGCUUGCGUUUCAGUCGCUUGGCUGUCGUUUGCCAGCACUUUUGGCAUGACACAAUCGCUGCCGGCUGUACUCAACUCUAGGCCGGCCACCGCCAUCAUGUCCGUGGUCACCGUGUUCGUGGCCGCCGUGGCCACGCUUAUGGGAUGUGGGGCGCAUGCGCUUUACAUGCUAGUGCCUUUGUUGGUGGCCACACACUCGAUGGUACCCUUUCACGUGGCCAUGGCGUGCUCAGCUACCGUUUUAAUAAUCUUGGCACGCGCGUUGUUGUUGCUGACGAGAAACGAAUGGUCGCCCUCCAGCCAAUUUGCUAAACAAAUAAUUACCGAAACUAUGCUGAUGGUAUCAGCAAGCUGUACUGGCUGGUAUUACCAGUUCAUGACGCACAAAGCCAAUAGGAUAAUGUUUUCCGGUACUAGGACGUGCAUCGAAUCCAGGAUCAAGCUGGAGUGUGAAAAAGAACAACAGGAACAGCUAUUGCUCAGCGUCAUACCGGCUUACAUCGCCGCCGAGGUAAAAAGAAGUAUAAUGCUGAAAAUGGCUGAUGCGUGUCAGGAUGAUGUGACCAAUAAGCAGACAAGAUUUCACGAAAUGUACGUGCAACGGCACAACAACGUUAGUAUUUUGUAUGCAGACAUAGUAAAUUUUACUCCAUUGUCGGAACAACUGUCUGCGUCGGAUCUCGUCAAGACUCUCAAUGAACUGUUUGGCCGCUUUGAUCAAAUAGCCCAGGACAACCAGUGCAUGCGGAUAAAAAUUCUUGGCGAUUGUUAUUACUGUGUUUCCGGCCUGCCCGUGUCCAGACCGAAUCACGCUUACAACUGUGUCAACAUGGGCUUGCAGAUGAUCGAAGCCAUCAGGUUUGUCAGAGAAGCUGCUGGUUUCAAUGUAGACAUGCGGAUUGGCAUACACACAGGCAACGUGCUGUGUGGUGUGCUAGGACUUAGGAAGUGGCAGUUCGACGUAUGGAGCGACGACGUGACACUAGCCAAUCACAUGGAAUCCGGCGGCGUACCCGGCCGCGUGCAUAUAACUCGGGCCACCAUGGAACAGCUAAACGGCAGAUUCGCCGUGGAACCCGGCAACGGCGGCUCCAGGGAAGGUUACUUGGCGGACCACAAAGUCGAAACUUUCCUCAUCAUACACCCGUCUGAACAAAACGGGAACGGAAACUCGUUACAAUCCAGAGGAGGCCAACAGACGGAAAAUGGCGGACCCGUUCAGGACGAUGGAUUGAACAGAAACAGAUCACCGAGCAAAAUGACCAAAUACAUCGAGUGCUGGGGAGCAGACAAACCGUUCGCUAACAUAACCGAAAGCACUAUGGCCAAAAAUAUCGGACUUACGAGUUUAGCUAUGAUCGAGUCGAAUUUACUACCGUCCAAAAGCGCGUGCUUAGAUUGCAAAAAAUGGUACAACAUGGAAGAUUUCAAUCCGGUUUGCUUGUGGUUCAAAAACGGUGUUCAAGAAUCGCAAUACAGAAACCAGGCCGACCCGUUUUACAAGUACUAUAGUUCGGUGGCCCUAAUACUAUUCAUUUGCAUGGUUCUUGUUCAGCAACUUUUGAUUCCCAAGCUUUCAUAUCUUUUAAACGCAUUUGCUCGUCUUUUGUUUGUGUGUGUCAGGACUUUAACAAUGUGGGGAGCUCAAGGGGCUUCGCUCGUGGCACUGAGUGUAUUCGCCUACGUCAGUUGGAUACCGGACGACGACUGUGUGUCCCAAGAAAACGUGUCUGUAGGCUCUUCCAGAUGGCUUCGGAUGUCCAUAUUCUUGCUUAGCUCCGCUCUGGUGGGAAUCUGCGCUAUAAUCACCUUGUUAGAUACGGAUUACAAGUACGUUGGUCGUGCCGGCUACGUGAACGAGACCAUCGAUUUCACGUCGAACGCGACUAAUUUAUUAAACUUGUCCGAAAACCCACAAGUCGACUCGUCAUCUAUUGUUUCGGCGUUCCUGUACAGUACAAUCCUGGCGCUAACGUUAAUGUCCGCCUUUCUCCGGAUCGGCAUCACCCUAAAACUUUUCAUCAUGGUCGUGUGCUCUACCCUGCACCUAUCCGUGUACCAGACUUUGCCGUUGUUUCAGUAUCAUUUUAAAGAAUUCAACGAGUACGAAAUGCCUUGGCAGUUGAAAAUAUGGGCUCCCAUAGCACUCUUGGUGGUCAUAUUUCACAUGUUGGACAGAAAAAACGAACUGUCUGCCCGGACGGACUUUCUGUGGCGGGCAAAAUUGAAAGUGGAACAAGAAGAAGUGGAAACAAUGCGUGGCAUCAACAAGAUACUAUUGGAAAACAUUUUGCCGGCCCACGUUGCCGAGCAUUUCCUCCGGGAACAAGUGCUGCAAGAUCUGUACCACGAGAGGUAUAGUUGUAUUGCGGUCAUGUUCGCGUCCAUACCCAAUUACAAAGAGUUUUACGACGAAAACGACGUCAACAAACAAGGCCUCGAGUGCCUGCGGCUGCUGAACGAAAUCAUAUGCGAUUUUGACAAACUCUUGUUAAAACCCAAAUUUAGUUCAAUUGAAAAAAUCAAGACCAUCGGAAGCACGUACAUGCUAGCAUCCGGCCUAAGGCCCGGCAAAGAAGACAGCAAAUCAAAGGCAACUGACAGACAGCAAGAGCAUAACGUUGUCAUCCUGGUGGAGUUUGCUAUAGCGUUGAUGACGAUUUUGGAACAAAUAAACCGCGAAUCCUUUCAGAGGUUCAAACUAAGAAUAGGCUUAAACCACGGGCCUGUCAUCGCCGGCGUGGUCGGAGCGCAAAAACCUCAAUAUGACAUUUGGGGCAACACUGUGAACGUGGCCUCAAGAAUGGACAGUUGUGGGACCAUGGGCAGAAUACAGGUGACCGAAGACACAGCAAAAAUCCUGAUGGCGGCCGGUUAUGACUGCGAAUGUAGAGGUCCUACGUUCGUCAAAGGAAAAGGCACAUUGACCACAUACUUUGUGAAUACUCAAUACGACACAAAAGCAAAAUAGAUGUUUUCGGCUUACCUGCUUUGGCGUUUUGAACAAUGCAUGCAUCGUUUUAUCAACGAAACCCCCUGGACCGCCCUUCUAGUUUACCAGCGCCGAAAUUUCAGUCUCAUUUAGACAAGAACAUCUACAAACAUGUGCAUAAUAUGGAAUGUAUACUUGUGUAUUAAGUUGUAAUUAAAGUACAUUGUUUUCGAAUAAAAUAACCGGCGUGUAUUCGCCUCGAGACUAUUUACAUAUGUAACCAGUAAUAUACUAUUUAUUAUCAUUUAUUAUCAGAAUUCGAAAGCAUGCAACACAUGAUCGUCAUAUAGCGUAAACAAUUACUAACACUAAACUAACAUUAAAAGUUAAGAUUUGUCAUCGUCUUGUUGAUGAAGACUC